AAUGAAGAGUAUAACAGGAGUGCUAGUGAUUUUACUAUUGAGUUAAAGUGUUUUGUGUAGUCCAAAGAAGAUCAACACAGAUUUUUUGAAUUUGCUUAGUUCUAAGACAAAUGUGAUGAGUUCCUAGGAUGCCAUAUAAUCUGUUUUGACACUCUUGGAAGAUUUAUAAGGUGCUAAUGUAGAAGCUCAAGAUAAAGCUGAUCUUACCUUCUAAAGAUUUGAGAAUGCUAUCUUAUAAGAUAUCAAUGAAUUCUCAGGAAUUGUGAAUGUAAACUCAAAGAGUGCUGCAGCUGCCUAACAAGACCUUGAAGCUGUUGAGUAAUUCUUUAUCUUACUUAAUUAAGCUUGAAGAUACAACAAACUACAGAUUACUUGAAUUGGAAUAAUAAGAGAUAUAAAGCUAAUGAACUUAAAUUAGAAAAUUUGGCAGAGUAAUCUCUUUUUUAUUAAAUUAUAGAUAACGUUGUGAAGCAAAUGCUUUGUUCAUUGAUACCCUUAGAGAGUACAAAAAUGCACUUUCAGUACUUGAUUGGGUUAGAAGUGAUGCUCAAAGCAAAUAAGCUAAUUUGAUUGAAAAAAGUCAUGUUGGAGAUUAUGCUGAGAAAUUGAGCAAAUAUGCUAAUCUUUUUGAAGAAUAAGCAGUCUAAGACUUUGUAAAAUUAGGAGAUGAUGAAACUUCAUUCUCAUAAACUAGUAUAUUUGAUAAUUUAUUCAAUAGGAUAGAGAGGAAAUGGUGAAUAAUUAGUGUAAUUGAUGACAAAAGAUGUUGUAGGUGUUAUUUAAUAAUUGAUUGAAAAAUUAAGAGAAACAAUUAAGGGAUUAGAAGAGUAAGAAAUACAAUCUGCCAAUGAUUUUGCUGAUUUCAAGACCAAUAUUUUGGCUGAAUAAGAAUCUUUGAAAUAAGAAUAUGAUGCUAAAGCUAAGUUCUUGAAUUCUUUAUAGAAUGAUAAAGAAUUAGCAUCUGAUAUUUUAACAAAGAAGAAGGAGUUAUAAGAUUAAAGUAUGAGAAUUCUCAGUUUGACAUAAGGUAUUAUAUAAAUUAAUUACUUUUUGUAGAAGAGUAUAAUUAUAAAAAGAAAUUAUAUAAUUCAGAGAAGGCUAAAAGACAUGAGGAGAAUUAAUUAUUAGAAGAAUCUUUGUUGAUUUACAGAGAGAAGAUUUCAACUGUAAAUGAAUAUCUCAAGAAACGAGUUAAUGAAUAUGUUGGUGAUGCUUUGAUUGAAGAACAUGCAGUAACCAAAUAAUAAUCAGUUUCAGCAAGAAAGGGAUAAUGAC
Messenger RNA from Paramecium pentaurelia, 1275 nucleotides. The record is from the annotation of a GenBank genome assembly. Lineage: Eukaryota; Ciliophora; Oligohymenophorea; Peniculida; Parameciidae.